AGGGUGAUAACCGUAAGAACAGGCUACCUCCGAACUCCACCCAACUGCACUACCACCCCUCCUAGGGUUCUUGCGAUGUGGCGGCUACCCUGCCGCCGGCGGGCAGCGGACCUCCUCCUCCCUCGCCGCGCCGUCGCCAUAAUCAUCUCCUCCCAGGCCUCCUUAUGAGGCUAGAGGAGAGGCGUUCCAUAAUCGGCGCACAAAUAAGCAGCUCCUUUUCGAGCUGCAAUCCCGGAACCGAAGCAGCCCCUUUUGAGCUGAGAUCCGCAAUCAAAGCAGCUCCGUUUCGAACUGCAAUCCGAAUUUGCCCCCCUUUUCUGUUUAUUUAGAUUGCCCAAGGAGAUCGAAUCCGACUAAUCUUCAGUCUCCGAGGUGUAAUCGGAGGUGGAAUCAAAGCCGCUAUAAGUUUGGCCGGGUGGUAACACCGGAAGCCAUCAAAUUUUGCAGAGUCAUCACGACUGCAAUCCAUCCUUACAGGCCUUGUCUGCAGAUCUACGCAGAAUCAUGGGGAAAGAUCUAGAUGAUAGGCUCAGCAACUUGCCUGACGACAUUCUGCUCACUAUUCUUGACCGACUCAAUGUCCGCGAUGCAGCCAGAACUGCCGUCCUCUCCACACGGUGGAGUAAGCUACCUGCGAUGCUUUCUCGACUUAUAAUAAAUGUCUGGGACUUCCGGCCUCCCGAUGUAUCUGAGUUCCGCGAAGAUGAAUUCGCUCAGACUAAUGCAGCUGCGAUUGAAGCUACCAAGAGCAUGCUGGAACGCAGGGAUUCGACCCGAAACAGAAUCCACCAACUGUCUGUGACUUUCUUCUUAAGAGAGAGUGACCCCAUAUCCAUCGGACAUACUGUUGCCCAGACCAUGGCGACACACAAGGUUGGCAUGGCUGAAUUCAUUGUUUUGACAAAGAAGGAACCCAUCGGGUGCGACGAACGUGAUCUAAUCGACUAUGGGCAACAGUUCAUGUUGUUCUUUGAUGCUUGUCCAGAUGCAUUUGCUGGUAUCACACGCCUACACCUUGAAAAUUUGAGAUUUGGUGAAUCAGACAUCUCUAAUGUCCUCGUCACUUGCAAGCAACUAAAGGAUCUACGUUUCCUUAACUGUGACUCGGAGGGUGUGACCACUCUGCAAAUGGAACACUCGCAACUUAGUGAGCUCAGUAUCGUUGAUUGUCGUCUUGGAAAAGUCAUGUUGAACUGGCUCCCACAACUCACACGGAUGACCUUUGAGGGUUGGAUCGCUUUUCAUUAUGCACUGUCUGUUGUCUAUGCCCCAUUGCUCGAGGUUGUAAACCUUACUAAUGUUGGUCUCAGUUGGCACAAGAUGAUUGAGUUAAGUAAAUUUCUUCGUGGUACCUCUGUGCGCGACUUGAAAUUGGGAUUUAAAUCCGAAAAGAUUUGGGUUCAGCCAGAGUGCUUGACAAAAAGUCUGUCAUCUGUUUUUUGCCAACUAAGGUUUCUGAAUCUAGAUGACAUUCCUGAAGGUUAUAAUCUCACCUGGACAUUGUUUGUCCUUAAAGCUGCACCCUCCCUCAAAGAGCUAUGGAUGACUGUUUGGGAUCAUCUCUGUAAAAUGGAGACGGAUGAGAAGAGGAGAGCAGUGUCAUAUAGCGAGAAUAAGGGGGUAGAGUGGGAAUCAUCAGCUCUGGAUUUCCAGCAUCGUAGUCUGGCGACGCUCACCAUAUUUGGCUUCGAAUCUGAAGAGUAUAUGGUGAGCUAUGUCAGGGGUGUGAUGGAAGCAGCCGUGAAUCUUGAGGAAGUGUUCCUGUAUCAUAGGCUGACCUGUGGAAAGUGCCGUGCCAAUCCCAAUACUUUAAAGCGGAUCAGGUACCCGUGGACCAAGAGGCAGAGGUCUUCGGUGAAGAAGAGAAUUACUGACGGGGUUGACUCGUUUGCCAUAAUUCACUUCCCGACCGGUUCUGUAAGGGGUGAUCAUAUUGCAAAAAAGAAGGUACCCGUAGUGUUUUCAUUUUGAAUUGUGCUGUAAUUUUUGUGCACUGAAACGAAUUUGUUUGGUAUUCCCUCCGUCCAAUAUUAAGUGACUCAAAUAUGUCCAAAUAUGGAUGCAUCUAUGUCUAAAAGAUGUCUAGAUACAUGUAAUAGAAAGUCACUUAAUAUGGGACGAAGGGAGUACGUGUCAUUAGUUGUGAACGGAUAAUCGAUUUGCCUGCAUGCCUAUGUGUCAUGAUGUUACUUUU
Messenger RNA from Brachypodium distachyon (stiff brome), 2194 nucleotides. RefSeq names its product putative F-box/FBD/LRR-repeat protein At5g56810. The transcript is spliced from 4 exons. Bases 505 to 1971 code for a protein of 488 amino acids. Gene Ontology annotation, molecular function: protein binding. The record is from RefSeq and is a predicted model, not a curated record. NCBI's taxonomy places the organism in Eukaryota, Viridiplantae, Streptophyta, Magnoliopsida, Poales, Poaceae.